AUGAAGUGGACUUCCGAAAACAUGAACAUCCUCUGGGAAACCCUCUUCGAAACCCACAACCUAACCAUCGACAUCGACAAGAUGGCCGCCGUCUGGCCCAACGAGGACGAAAAGCCCACCGCCCGCGCCAUUAAGGAGCGUCUCGAGAAGUUCCGUCGCAACCUCAAGAACGGCGGCAGCACCAUCACCUUCAGCAUGGGUGCGAAGCGCGCGAACACUGAGUCGCCCGAGGCGAAUCGGGUGAAGAAGCGGCGGGUUGCUGUGAAGAAGGCGGCGGCAACUGCGGAGGAUGACGGGGUUGUGAAGGGGGGAGAUGAGAAGGGUUUGGGCAUCAAGGAGGCUGAGGGGGGUGGUAUGCAUGGUGGCAAUGUUGUCUAG
Messenger RNA from Aspergillus uvarum CBS 121591, 378 nucleotides. RefSeq lists its product as uncharacterized. The coding region runs from base 1 to 378 and encodes 125 amino acids. The record is from RefSeq and is a predicted model, not a curated record. Lineage: Eukaryota; Fungi; Ascomycota; Eurotiomycetes; Eurotiales; Aspergillaceae. The transcript has 3 exons.